Molecule: messenger RNA, 3719 nt
Organism: Engraulis encrasicolus (European anchovy)
Lineage: Eukaryota; Metazoa; Chordata; Actinopteri; Clupeiformes; Engraulidae
Gene: prkceb
Product: protein kinase C, epsilon b
Exons: 15
Coding region: 913-3153 (746 amino acids)
Biological process (GO): protein phosphorylation
Cellular component (GO): nucleus; cytoplasm
Molecular function (GO): ATP binding; diacylglycerol-dependent serine/threonine kinase activity
Source: RefSeq, a predicted model, not a curated record
CACACACACACACACACACACCUGAUGCCGCUUCAGGACGCGACACAGUCAGCCGUAUAGUGAGUGGCACGCUCUGCCCUCUGCUCUCUUGUGCCGCACUCCCCCAUCUGGCACAGAACAGACGCAGCGUGGCGAGGCUCACUGAAAAACUGACGUGUUUUGCGCAUUUCCUGCACUGCCGUUUAGACAGUCGGGGGAAAAAAGGAGGCAGGUCUGCAGGAAACGGAGCACCAACGGCGAGGAAGCUGCCUGGAUCGGUGACGAGCAUACGGAAACCGAGAAAACACACAAGCAAAAGGAGUGGGGGGGAAACUACAACUCGUCCUCUAAAGCGUAAACGGAUUUUGUCUGCGAAACUGGCGUGCAUGUGAAACGUCCCAAAUGCGUUGUGGAGACGCCGAGAUCAUUCCGUCCCCUUUCUGGCAACUGUGGAAUAUAGGAGAGCUUUGAGAGAUCGGUCCUGAAGAGGUGCUGGCUGGUUUAUUUUGCUCCCGAAGGUUGAGGUGGGGAGUGCUGCAUGCGCCCGAGUCUUUCAUGUGACACAUCGAAACAAUUCAACCGUCUGUGUUGUUUAGCCUCGUUCGAAUCGUGAUCUGGAUGAUAUGAUUUGUGAGUUUUGACACCCAAAUGUCUAGUGUUGUGGAGGGCUACGGUGGGAGACCAUAAAAAAGCCCAACUGUAGAGUCUGGAUCACGUCGAGGCGUGUGAUUUGCAUUCAAUUUGGAUGAGUGUUCGCAAGUGAGGAGACGGCGAUUUUCCCGUUAUUUUAAAAGGGGAGGCGUGUUCCCAGGGAGAGUAUUCAUUCAGGAAGGUUCCUCUACACAACAUUUACCCCCACUGGAGUGAUAGGGAUUUAGGUGUACUUCACACACCCUCUUUCCAACCACAUCUGAGCGGGAUUACAUCACCACCAUGGUGGUUUUUAAUGGGUUGUUGAAGAUUAAGAUUUGCGAGGCUCUGGACUUAAAGCCGACAGCUUGGGCUCUCAGGCACAAUGUGGGCCCGAAGUCCCAGACGUUUCUACUGGACCCGUACAUCGCGCUGAACGUGGACGACUCGCGCGUGGGCCAGACCUCCACCAAGCAGAAGACCAACAGUCCCGCGUGGAAUGACGAGUUCGUCACCGAGGUCUACGACGGCAGGAAGAUCGAACUGUCUGUUUUCCAUGACGCGCCCAUCGGUUACGACGACUUCGUGGCCAACUGCACCAUACAGUUCGAGGACCUGCUGCAAAACAGCCCCAAGCACUUCCAGGAUUGGAUUGAUUUGGAGCCAGAGGGGAAAGUGUAUGUCAUCAUCGACUUGUCUGGAUCGUCCAGUGAAGCUGCGACAGGUCCUGAAAAUGAGGAGCGUGUGUUUCGGGAGCGCAUGCGGCCGCGGAAGCGCCAGGGGGCCGUGCGGCGGAGGGUCCAUCAGGUUAACGGACACAAGUUCAUGGCCACCUACCUGAGGCAACCCACAUACUGCUCCCACUGCAGAGACUUUAUAUGGGGAGUUCUUGGGAAGCAAGGUUACCAGUGUCAAGUGUGCACCUGUGUCGUCCACAAGCGGUGUCAUGAGCUGAUCAUCACAAAGUGUGCUGGCCUGAAGAAGCAGGAGGAUGUAGCUGAAGAGGUGGGGUCACAGCGCUUCAGUGUAAACAUGCCCCACAAAUUCAGUAUCCACAACUACAAAGUUCCCACCUUUUGUGACCACUGCGGCUCUCUCCUCUGGGGUCUGCUCAGGCAAGGCUUACAGUGCAAAGUCUGUAAGAUGAAUGUACACAGACGCUGUGAAAGUAACGUGGCCCCCAACUGUGGGGUGGACGCGCGGGGCAUCGCUAAGGUGCUCUCAGACCUGGGGGUCACGCCCGACAAGAUCUCCAACACAGCACAGAGGAGGAAAAAGCUCCCCCCGGGCCAAGAGCCACAGCCUCUUCCCUGCAUCCCCCAGGCAGAAGAGGACCGCUCCAAAUCAGCGCCUACCUCUCCAUGUGACCAGGACCUGAAAGACGUGGACAACAUCAGGAAGGCACUGUCCUUCGGGGACCGGGGGGAGGAGCACAAAUCAGGCUCCUCCUCCGCUGCACAAGGAGGCGGGGCCUCUGAGGGCGGGGCGUCAGACGGCCGGGAGAACGGCGAGGUGCGGACGCUGGCCCACAAGAGGAUGAAUCUGGAACACUUCAGCUUCAUCAAAGUCCUGGGCAAGGGCAGCUUCGGCAAGGUGAUGCUGGCGGAGCUGCGGGGUACGGACGAGGUGUACGCUGUGAAGGUCCUGAAGAAGGAUGUUAUCCUGCAGGACGAUGACGUGGACUGCACCCUGACAGAGAAGCGCAUCCUCGCACUCGCCAGGAGACACCCCUACCUUACGCAACUCUUCUGCUGCUUCCAGACUAAAGAUCGUCUCUUCUUCGUCAUGGAGUAUGUCAACGGCGGCGAUCUGAUGUUCCAAAUCCAGCGUUCCAGGAAGUUCGACGAGCCGCGCUCCCGCUUCUACGCGGCGGAGGUCACGUCGGCGCUCAUGUUCCUGCACCAGAACGGAGUGAUCUACAGAGAUCUGAAACUGGACAACAUCUUGCUGGAUGCGGAGGGUCACUGUAAGCUAGCUGACUUUGGCAUGUGCAAGGAAGGGAUCCUCAACGGCGUCACGACGACCACCUUCUGUGGCACACCCGACUACAUUGCUCCCGAGAUCCUGCAGGAGCUGGAGUAUGGUCCGUCUGUGGACUGGUGGGCGCUGGGCGUCCUGAUGUAUGAGAUGAUGGCGGGCCAGCCUCCUUUCGAGGCCGACAACGAGGACGACCUGUUUGAGUCCAUACUCCACGACGACGUGCUCUACCCCGUCUGGCUCAGCAAAGAGGCUGUCAGCAUCCUGAAGGCUUUCAUGACGAAGAGCCCCAACAAGCGUCUGGGCUGUGUGGUGGCCCAGGGUCUGGAGGAGGCCAUCAAGGUGCACCCCUUCUUCAAGGAGAUCGACUGGGAGCUGCUGGAACAGAGGAAGGUCAAGCCACCCUUCAAGCCGCGCAUUAAAACCAAAAGGGAUGUGAAUAACUUCGACCAGGACUUCACGCGCGAGGAGCCCGUGCUGACCCCAGUGGACGACGCCAUCAUCAAGCAGAUCAACCAGGACGAGUUCAAGGGCUUCUCAUACUGUGGAGAGGAGACGCUCUCUUGAGCCCCCAUGCACACACAAAGGCCCGCCGACAGGGGGGGACAAAGGGGUAUGUUGUCCCGGGCCCAGGGAGACAGGGGGCUCAGAAUUGGGUCCCCAUUAUAUUGUAUGUAUUGGGUAGGGGGCCCUUUCAGAUUAGUUUGUCCUGGGCCCAGCAAAAGCUGUCAGCGGCCCUGCACACACACGCACUACCGUAUACACAUCUUAGACAUGCCUACAGACACACACACACACACACACACACACACACACACACACACACACACACACACACACACACACACACACACACACACACACACACACACACACACACACACACACACACACACACACCUGCUUCCUUGUUUCUUCCGCUGUUGAAAGCCCUUCUUCUUCUUCUUCCUCCUCCUCCUCAAUCACUUAUUAAUGGGCACAAAACACACAUGCAGUACAUGCUGUAGCAUAGAGAAGUAGCUCUUCUUUUAGUUGCUUUAGUUGUUCUUAGUAGUAAAUGCAUAAUGCAUAAAAUGCAAGCACAGAAUGAAACGCAAGCACACACACACACCAGCACACACACACACACACAC